CCUUGGUCUUUUUCUUCACACUUUCUUGUCUUCGCAUCUCCUUGUUAUCUUUUUUUUACACAGCUCGAAACUGUAUCUAUACUAUAGUUGGAACCGGCCUUUCAAACUUGCACGUGCUCAAUUACCCUUCUUGCAUCGACCUGUCCUUCAACGGACAAUUGCACAACGCCUAAAACUGCCCCUUGCUUAAUUCAAACAUCCUUUCUGUACGGGGCCGUUUUCCUGCAACAACACCAACAAAAUGUCGGACGACAAAGAGAAAGGAACUGUAGAGUCGAAGACGAGUAUCGAGGCAGAUGUCCAGGCACCAGUCGAUGCAGUUUCAGGCCAUCGUGAGGUACCCUUGGAUGCAGAUCCGGAAGGCAAGAGUCGUUGGGAGCGCAGUUGGCCCACCAUUGCCUGUGGUGCUGGGCUUUUUUCUGAUGGAUAUCUGAAUGGUAUAAUCGGACCCGUUAAUACCAUACUCAAGAGACUUUAUCCGACUGAAUAUGCCAACUCGCCCGCAAGCCAGAACGUUUCAUCAAUUACUUUUGCGGGAACAGUGGUUGGCAUGCUGAUAUUUGGAUAUACAAGUGAUCAUUGGUCACGGAAAUGGUCGUUGAUGAUCUCCACUAUCAUUCUGUUCAUCUUCGCAGCUUUAUGUGCUGGUGCAUACGGCUAUAACAAUAGUCAUUAUGGCCUAUUCGCCGCAUUGACAGCCUACCGUUUCUUCUUAGGGAUAGGAAUCGGUGGGGAAUAUCCAGCAGGAAGUGUGGCCUGCGCUGAGAACACCGGUGAAUUGAAGGAAGGUCAUCGAAAUCGAUGGUUUGUCAUGUUUACCAAUUUUCAGAUUGACUUUGCAUAUGUCAUUUCUGCGUUGGUUUCCAUGAUAUUGGUUUUGAUUUUCACCGAAGAUCACCUACGUGCAGUGUGGCGUGUUGGGUUGGGAUUGGGUGUAAUCCCCCCUCUUAGUCUGAUGUACUUGCGAUUGAAGCUUGAAGAGCCCGAAGAGUUCGACCGAGAGCGCAUGCACACUUUCCCUCUAUGGCUAAUCGUGAAGUUUUACUGGAAGCGCUUGGCUGUGCUCUCCCUCAUUUGGUUCCUGUAUGACUUCUCUUCCUAUUCCUUCAGCAUUUACUCCUCAGACUGGCUAGCCAUUAUCCUCGGGGAUAGUGCUCCCCUUUGGAAGAGCUUCGGUUGGACUACCUUGACCUACACGUUCUACAUUCCAGGAUCCUUUCUUGGUAGUCUAUCCAGUGACUGGAUUGGGCCCCGCAACACUUUGGCUAUUGGCGUACUUUUCCAGGGCAUAGUCGGGUUCAUCAUGUCCGGCUGCUAUGAGUAUCUUUCGACCCCAAAGAAUGUGGCGGCGUUCGUCGUGGUAUUCGGAAUAUUUUCCAGCCUUGGAGAAUUCGGUCCCGGUGAUAACAUCGGCCUUUGCUGUGCAAAAAGCAGCGCAACCGCGGUCCGAGGUCAAUUUUAUGCCAUCGCUGCUGCUUUCGGAAAGAUCGGUGCUUUUGUGGGCACCUAUGUGAUUCCAAUCAUACAGAAAAACGCCCCGAACCCAGUCCGCAGUGGACAGGAUCCGUUCUUUGUCUCGAGCUCCCUGUGCAUCUUCAGCGCGGCUUUGGCCUACUUCCUUCUGCCACAGAUUGGCCAGGACACAAUCACCGAAGAGGAUGCUAAGUUCCGUGCUUAUCUUGAGUCCCAUGGAUAUGACACGAGCCUGAUGGGGACCCAGGAGAGGCCCGAGGAGCAGUAAGCUAUAUUUUUGACCCUGCACUGACCUUUCAACGCGUAUGGUGGGCGCACUAUCACCCAGCAAAAACCUUGCCCACUGAGCGCCAUCCAUUCAUAUGCCUGCACAAUCUUUGCAGCCCAUUUGACGCCCGUUGCGACAUUUAAUCUCGAUGAGCCCGAGCGACAAUGCAGCGAGCCGAUCCACACCCCAAAAUAUUGGAGAGCGAACCCCAAGCGACAGAUUGAGCGAACGAUGCCCAGAAGCGCGAAAUGGUAGAUGUUAUUUGCUGCGGUCACCGCAACGACAUUGCUCAGACCGAUAAUUUAUGUAUUUAUGGAUAGAAACCUAAU
This is a messenger RNA of Aspergillus uvarum CBS 121591, 2070 nucleotides long. Its product is annotated as putative MFS phospholipid transporter (Git1). The transcript has 6 exons. Gene Ontology annotation, molecular function: carboxylic acid transmembrane transporter activity. Bases 242 to 1741 code for a protein of 499 amino acids. Gene Ontology annotation, biological process: carboxylic acid transport; transmembrane transport. Lineage: Eukaryota; Fungi; Ascomycota; Eurotiomycetes; Eurotiales; Aspergillaceae. The record is from RefSeq and is a predicted model, not a curated record. Gene Ontology annotation, cellular component: plasma membrane.